AUGCCACCCUCGGGCCCCUCUCUCGUAGCCUCGUAUCCCCCAGAGCUCCUCUCCGCCAUAUGUGCGCAUAUAUUCGCCGCCGGAAUACCCCCUUCCAUCCCGUCGCUCGACCCUCUGUUAUGUUCGGACAAUUCUGUCCCGACCGCUUCUCCUUCGUCAUACCCUUCUGCGCACUGGCAAGAUUCUGUCAUCAGAAAAACUCUCGCAAGCUUGUGCACCGUCAACAGGGCCUGGUCCGAGGCGGCCAGACCCUGGCUAUGGCGCAAGAUUGAAAUCCGUCUCCCACACAGCUGGCUAUCUCUCGUAGACCAGAUUGCUGUCCACGACGACGAGGAGCUCGACCAAGACCAGGCCGCGCUCCUUGUUGAUCAGACCAUGCAACAAGUCGAGAGUGCUGCGCUCGCCACAAAGGAUGCUUUCGGCGACUUGUCCGACAAGACCGCUGCCUUCGAGCUGCAUGAAAAGGUGCUCGAGCAAUUGAGUGGUCCGGACGGGUCCAUCCCUCCGGAGUUGCUGACUCCUCUCGCCAGUCGUGAUCCGAGCCCGCGACGUCUCCGACACAAGAGUAAGAGUCCCGUCCGCUGGCAGCUCUUGCGCUCCAUCAGCGAUGCUGUACGAAUCAUUAUGGAGAACGAUAUGCCGGGGCUGUAUGUGCCGGAGCCGAAUGACCCGCACCCAGGCCGUUUGGUCCGUCACCUCGACUUCAACUAUUUCCGGACCAUCGGCAUGAGACGCUCUAUUGAAGAAGGCGUCAACAAUCGCUUUGUAACUGGCGACCGACUUGAGUUGGUGCUCAAGGAAAUGCCGUCUCUCUUGGCAUUUGGUGCCACAGAAUAUAUGGAUGGCGCCCUCACAUACCCCGUGUUGAAAGAAUUGUUCCUGCGAGGCGCCGUAUCGCGUGGUCGCGGACGUCCUCCACGUGGACGCGACGUCGUCAUGUAUGACCCCAACGACACCGAGCAGGAGGACAUGGAGCGGCGCCGGGAGUGCAAGGAGUUGGAAGCUAUUGACCUGACGGGCUGCGUCAGUGUCGUCUUCGUUGACGCACUGCUGCAGUUUGUCCAGAGCCACUUGAUCGACCACUCAGAUCUGGGAUCGAGCGACACCGAUGACGAAGGCGUAGAGAGGGAUCGCGGGAGAGCCAGAUCUCGCAAUGCCGUCCACGACGAACAGGACGACCGGCUCCUUCUGUCUGGUCUGCGUCGGCUCGGACUUCGUGGGGUCAAGUCUAUUCAGUCCCACAUUCUCAGCUCCUUCGUUCUUGCCUUCCCGUCCCUGACUCAUCUAGACCUUUCAUGCACCCGCGUGACACCGGAUCUUCUAGACGCUCUAGGUACGUCUCGCAUGAUCAAGCUGCAGUCCCUCGCACUCGAGCGCUGCAAUUGGCUUACCGGCGAGAGCAUCCGAACUUUCUUGGUCGACGCACCUGCAGCAAGGGGUAUCCGCGAACUGAGUCUCUACGGAGACUGGACAUACCCUUCGCCUCUCUCAGAAGACGAUCUCCGAGAGAUCUUCCUGCAGGCACCCUGCUUCCGGAGCGGCAAGCUCGUGUAUCUCGAUCUCUCCAGCGCACCGCUGUCCAGGGCAGUUCUCGCAGACUGCGAGCUGCAGCCGUGCCUGCGCUCGCUCGGCCUGUCGCACAUCCGCAACCUGGAGCUCAGCGCGGUCGCGGACUUUUUGAAGGACAAGGCGCCGAACGUGGAGGUGCUCACCCUCGUCGCGACCUCCCCCGAGCUCGGCUACGGCUCGCAGGUCGUGCCCGUGCGCCAGGCGACGGUGCACCUGCAUGCGCACCUCAUCCGGCCGCUGUGCACGCCGCCGUUCUCGUUCAGCUUGACGCCCGGGAAGAAGAGCGCGCCAGCGCCGACACGGCUGCGCGUUAUUGAGCUCGCGGUGGCGCUCCUCGCGAGCGUGGGCUCGGGCGCGGGCUCGUGGCGGGUUGUGAAGAGCAAGGGGGGGCGAGGGUGGUAUGUAGACUCUGCGAGUGGGUGGAUCGCGGAGCGGGGCUGUGAGAAGAGCGUGCUGAGGAGGGAUCUACCGAGCGACCAUCCGUGGAGGAUGGAGCUUGAGCGGUUGGCGGAUGCGAACGGGAACGUGAGCAGUGGGGUCGGGUGGCAUGCUCGUAAGAUGGAGGUGCUACACGGACACGGAAUGCUUGGACGUGAAGCUGGACUGUAUGGGGCGGUAUCCUAUGCGUACCAGGGUUAA
This is a messenger RNA of Fibroporia radiculosa, 2208 nucleotides long. RefSeq lists its product as uncharacterized. The record is from RefSeq and is a predicted model, not a curated record. The coding region runs from base 1 to 2208 and encodes 735 amino acids. The transcript has 4 exons. NCBI's taxonomy places the organism in Eukaryota, Fungi, Basidiomycota, Agaricomycetes, Polyporales, Fibroporiaceae.